Helianthus annuus (common sunflower) is the source of this 1452-nucleotide messenger RNA. RefSeq names its product (+)-neomenthol dehydrogenase. Lineage: Eukaryota; Viridiplantae; Streptophyta; Magnoliopsida; Asterales; Asteraceae. Gene Ontology annotation, cellular component: membrane. The transcript is spliced from 5 exons. The record is from RefSeq and is a predicted model, not a curated record. Bases 464 to 1387 code for a protein of 307 amino acids.
ACAACAAAUAAUUUUUUUUUCUCUAAUGAAACAUCUUAAUACAACAACCAUCCUUAGCAAAAUAAUACCUAUAACAAAGCUAUUAGUAGGGUCUAUGGAGGUUAGGAUGUUGGCGAACUAUAGCUCUAUCCCCCGGCUUCAAACCAUAUCCAGAUAAACAGCCUUCUUUCUAUUCACGGUUCAAUCGCCAUUCACGAAUGUGUUUGACUCAGAACAGAAGGCAAAGAUGACGACGGAGACCGCGAUGGAAACGAGACAAUAUGCAGGUGUUAUGACGGAUCUUUCAGGCCAAGAUCUCUUGUGAGACAAAUGUUUGACCAUGCCAAAUGAUCCCAGAUCUCUUGUCAGACAAAUGUGACAAAAUGCAUUGGUUAAGUAAAACAAUAAAAACAAUCAUUAAAAAAAGCAAAUACUUCCAAAAACUUAAUCAGCCUCACCCACCUCAUCCAAGAUCCUCUCAAGAAUGGCCAUUAGAGAAGAAGACUCAAAUUUUCUUGCAACACAAAGGUACGCAAUAGUAACCGGAUCAAACCAAGGUAUAGGCUUAGCAAUAUGCAAACAGUUAGCUUCAAAAGGAGUUCAAGUCAUGCUAACCGCUCGAGACGAAGAAAAAGGCAAAUCCGCGAUAAAAACUCUUGAAAGUUGUGCCUUUUUCAAUCAUCUGGUUUUUCAUCAACUUGAUGUGUUGGAUCCAUCUAGCAUCUCUUCUCUUGUUGACUUUGUGAAAUCCAAAUAUGGGAAGCUUGAUAUCUUGGUGAAUAAUGCCGGAAUUUUAGGAUCGAGUGUGGACACCAAUGCAUUAGAAGCCUAUACAAAUGGCAGCGCUUCAGGAUAUAUCAAAUGGGGAGAAAUUUCUACACAACCAUACAACUUGGGAGAAGCCUGCAUUCAAACAAAUUAUUAUGGAGCAAAGAGGAUGACCGAAGCUUUCAUGCCUCUUCUCUCCUUGUCCGACUCUCCAAGAAUCGUCAAUGUUUCAUCAAGCUCCGGAAAAUUAAUGUAUGUAGUCAACGAGUGGGCUCGUGACAUCUUGAACGAUACUAAAUCUCUAAGCGAAGAUCGAAUUGAUGAGGUCCUUGAAGUUUUCCUUAGGGAUUUGAAAGAGGGUUCUUUAGAAACAAAGAAGUGGCCAUCUUUUUUAUCUGCAUAUACAUUAUCAAAAGCAGCAUUGAAUGGCUACACAAGAUUGUUAGCAGAGAAGCAUCCGGAUUGUAUCAUAACUUGUGUUUGCCCGGGGCAUGUGAAGACAAAUCUAAGUGUAUUUACAGGACCCUUGAAUGUUGAAGAGGGUGCCCACAGUGUUGUUAGGCUUGCUUUGCUACCCAUUGAUCAUGGGCUGCAGCAUUCUGGUCUUUUCUUUUAUAGGGAUGAAGUAUCAUCUUUUUAAUGAAUGUAAAACCUUAUUAAUUUGCUAAGUAACGGUUUAAAAUGAAUAAAUAUGUGGAUUAUGUA